GGCGACGAAGAAUUAUCCAACGACGUUAUGGAUCUAGUUGACUUCCAAGGUGGUGCUGGCGAGGGAAACAAAAAAGCGGAAGAAGAGCUAAAGCAACCGCUUGAGGAAACUGAUAAGAGUCAGGAAGACGAAGCAGGCAAGGAGAAAAAUGAUAAGAAGGGUCAAGCAAAUGGAGCCAGUGAGAAUAAUGAAGGUGAAGAAAUGGAAGAGGACGGCGAAGACGAAUAUGAGGUUGAGGCUAUUGUGGAUCAUAAGAAAACCAAGGGUAUAAUGAAGUAUUACAUUAAAUGGAAAGGGUAUCCCUCGGAUGAGAACACAUGGGAGUCGGCUGAUAAUCUUAAUUGCGACGAUCUCGUACAAGCAUACUGGCUACAGUCGAAAGAGAGAAAUAACAAAGAGAAGAAGAAGAAACACAAGUAUAAGACCAAAGGGGGAUCUUCGAAACGCUCAGAAACACCUGAUCGUUUUGAAGAAAAAGAUGCCAAGCGACAACGAAUUAGAGAUAGAACUGAUGAGAAUGAUAAGACGCGUCGAAAUCGAACAAAGCAUACAAGAGAGAAAUCGGACAAUGACGAAGAUGAGGAUUGGGAUAACCAAAUUACUUCAGUUGAGACUGUAACGAGGGAUGAAAAAUCAAACGAAUUAAUGGUUUACUUGCGUUGGAAGAAUGGUGACACGUCUAAACAUACCGCCAAGGAGGCUAAUAGGAAGUGUCCCCAGAAAAUGAUAAAGUUCUAUGAACAACGCUUGACGUUUGCGCCCGCAGCAGAUAAGAAGGCUUGA
This is a messenger RNA of Paraglomus occultum, 783 nucleotides long. The record is from the annotation of a GenBank genome assembly. NCBI's taxonomy places the organism in Eukaryota, Fungi, Glomeromycota, Glomeromycetes, Paraglomerales, Paraglomeraceae.